GUUCCGUUCUUUCCGCAAAUUUUCUAUGUGUUGUUCUUCUUGUUGUUCCAUUGAAUAACGAUUGCUACAAACUACAAUCAAACGCCUGUAGGGGUGUGUGCGCGCGUUUAUUUUUUUUUGUUAGGAUAUAGAAUAGCAUAGGCACUGCUGCGCGCUUGGGUGAGCGCAGUAGGCUAGUGUUGGUGGUUUUGUCGUUUGAAUAAAGUACUACGUACAUCAUCAGCCAUCAUCGCUCGCCACACAGAGGAGAUAUCAAAAUGGCUACUAGUGAUGAUGAACAUUACCAUCUCUACGAGGUGUUUCAAAAUUGCUUCAACAAAAUCGCCAACAAACAGCCUGAAAAAGCAGGCUAUCAGUCCCCAUAUGGCGGCAUGGACAAUGGCGUGUACACACCAGAGGAAUAUACUCACGAAAGCCCAGUGUCUGGAGGGCAAAGGUACACCUCGCCAAAGGCGGGUGGCGCCCUCUAUCAACCUGAUGCGUACUAUGAUGCUCCCGGUGGGUCCUGGUACCCGUCGUCGUCCAGUGGUGCUUACGCGCCUCAUUCAGCUGGUUCCGCUUAUCACAAUGUUGGCCACGGGGCACAUCUCGGCGGUCCACAACACAGCCAUGAUCAAUACGCAAUGUCGCCGGUCGGCGUUUCACACAUGGAUGGACAUCUAAACCAAAAUCAAACCCAAUCACUUCCACCGAUGAGCACGUUUAGAGGAAAUACCGCUCAGAUACCCUCCAUCGGUCCCCAGGGACAAAAUUCACCCGCAAUCUACAACGCAAUCGCUGGUCACCACAACCAACAUGCACAACAUAGUCCAAUUGUACAAAAUGAUACACUUGUCGGCAAUGCGCUGAAAACGCCCUAUUCCAUUUCACGAAAACACGAGCAGAUGUAUCCAACUGAUCAAAGCAUCAGCAGUUACGGCUCGAAUCCAACAACACCAGUGAAUUCACCUCCUCCACUAACAUCACAGCAACAACAGGCAGCCGCGGUGGCAGCAGCAGCAGCGGCGGCCACUGCCCAGCAGCAGUCCUCGGUCGCCAGUUUACACGGCGGCGCGGGUGCGCCCGGAUCGUCCAGCAGUUCGUCGGCUACCGCAUCGUCAGCAGCGGCAGCGGUAGCGGCGGCCGCUGCAGGUCCUUGGCAACAAAUCAACCCUGUGAUCAACAGUAACCCCGGCACAGCAGCCGGAUCGGUGGCCGUAGCGGCAGCAGCAGCAGCAGCCUUGAACGGCCUACCGAACGGUUCCUACGCUCCGGAGCUGGUGCACCGGGGUCUACAGCACAUGGCUAACUCGCCCGAGAUCCAACCGCUGGAUGAUGCAAUUGUGUCACUGCUUAGAGAACACUCUGAGAACGGAACGGGUACCCGCAUGGAGGAGCGUCUCGAUGAUGCGAUCAACAUCCUGCGGAAUCACUGCGAACCGCAGGUUGGCGUGUCGCUCUCUUCGCUGGACGGUAGCUCACCGUACGGCAGUGCAUCCGGUGCGGGCAUCGGUGGCAGCGCAGGGUCGUCGAUCAUUGGACCGCCCGGCAGCUCGCAGCUGCAUCAGGAUGCGAGUGGCAACGAUUUACCGCCGUCGGCUGCGGCUGCCGUCGCCAGUGGGCUCGUCCCGGUGAAAACGGAAAGAUUACCGAACACCCCCAUCGCGGUCAAUACGAAGAAACGCAAGGAACCGCCAGAUUCGGACACCAAACCGAGCAGUUCGGUAACGGGCUCGAGCAAGGGCGCGAAGCGGCAGCGGAAGUAUAAAACUUCGCGUAGUUGUUCCAGUGCAGAUGACGACGAUGAUGAUGAUAUCGAUCCGGUGACAAAGGAUCGGAAGGAAAAGGAACGAAGGCAGGCCAACAAUGCCCGUGAAAGAAUACGUAUUCGCGACAUCAACGAGGCACUAAAGGAGCUAGGUCGAAUGUGCAUGUCCCACCUAAAGUCCGACAAGCCACAGACCAAGCUCGGCAUUCUGAACAUGGCCGUCGAGGUUAUUAUGACGUUGGAGCAGCAAGUGCGCGAACGUAACCUUAACCCAAAAGCUGCAUGCCUAAAGCGGCGCGAGGAGGAAAAAGCGGAGGAUGGUCCCAAACUGCCCCCUCACAUACUGCACCAGACACCGUACCCUUCACUACCCGGCCCGCCGCCAAACCUUCCUCACAACCCUGGGCCACCACAAUAGCAUAAUAGCUUAAAUAAUUUAAUUCGAAGAUAGCACAGCAAGCAGCAGCACACAUGUACAUAUACGGCCGUAGGUGAAUCGUGCGAAUGCGUGGACUGGUGGAUGUGGUUGUGAGAUAAAUCCUGGUGGAAUGUGACUGUGUCCUAAAAUCAUAAUAAUAAAUGUAUAGACGGUAGGCGUGUAUUUAAUUAACAGCAAACAAAAAAAAAAGAAACAUGAGGCAGGUCACGUUACACAAGCACACACACAUUUCACUAGCGUACGCGCGUGUGUGCGUGUAAUGGCGUCCAUUCAUAUCAAGCAAGCAGCGCUCUAGCUAGCGUAAAUAGAAGAUCGGAUGAAGGUCUAUAAAUACAACAGCUCAAACAAAAACUGUAAACCACAGGUAUUUUAUGUAUGUUCCGGGAGUCAACGGGCAUACAAAAAGAAAAGAAACAAUAGAGAAUAGGCAGAAACCGAGCAGUUUAAAUUGUCAAAGGAUAAAAAUAGUAGCCACUAAUUGAAUGGUUGUAUUUUAAUGGAUAAAUUGAAGUGGGAAUUAGUAAUUGAAUGUACCUACAUCAUGAACAUCACGUACUGAAGUGGUAAGCGGUCCAUGUUUUCGUUGGAGAUUGUAAUUUCGACGGAUGGUUACUGUAAAGUUUGAAGAUUGUUUCUUGUUCAAAUUGGCUCUCAAAAUAUAGUUUUGCGAGAAAACUAUGACGAGUAAGCCAGCAUGAAUGAAAAGCAAUUUUGAUUUUCAAUCGACGCAAUAAGUAGGCUCUAGAUUACUUUUGUACUACUAUAUUCCAAUCUAGGUUCAAAGGUACAAAGACUCUACUAAAAAUGUUAAUAACCGAAUGCAAACCAAUUUUUUUUAUUUUAGUUAUUGUUCCCUUACUGCAACAACUUUAUGAGACUCAUUUUCAGCAGUUUUGAGCAAGCUCAUCCCGCUUAAACUGUGAUCAUUUCACUGUACCGCCUCAACCGAGUAGAAUGUGAAAAAGUUAUACAUGGCAUACUUGUAAAGCUAGUUGUUAGUUACAAUAUUACUGAGCUUAUCUUGUAUUUAUUGAGCCAUGGAGCUUCUAAAGGGAUUGCAGUCGUCUUCAGGACCGUAAAUUCAAAAGAUACAGUAGUGUUUAGUUCAGUUAUUAUUGUAGUUAUAAGUAGCUCUUAAAGUGUCCCAUACAUAACUUUUUCGUAUUCUGCUUGACUAACGCAGUACGGUUGAUUGUGAAAAUUCGAAGUGAAAUUAAAAAAACAAGCCUGGUUUUGAGAAAAGAUUUUUGAGUUGCUGCAUGGAGCGCAGUUUGAAAAUCUCCAGGCAUUAUUUUUGUUUUGGUAUUUUGGAAAUACAGAUUAAAGUUGUGGCAACAAGGGAACACUAUGUUCGAUCAGCCGCCGGGAUUCCGUUCUCCAACCGAAACUUCGCUUCUGACAGAAACUAUCGCUCACCAUCCACUACAACGAAACAGUAUUGCGCUUCGUCUCCCUCCCGCACACAUUAGGAAGGAAUCGUGCUCGCGCUCUGAGAAAGCCAAAUUGUUAAGCAAUCAUAGCGGAAUAUCACACUUUCCAGAUUUGCAAUCAUACGACUGAGUUAGACACACACAUACAACAGGUGGCGCGAAGCAAUAGAGCAAAUCAUAGACGCUGUACUGUAGGCAUUUUCAUUUAAGGUUUGGUUUAGAUCUUGUGUUGCAAAUGCUUUAGGAGGGAACUAGGAUGCUAGGGUUAAUGACAGGGAAGCUUCACUUUGCAGAACAUUCGUUACGAACUUCUCGACAUGGAAAUGUUAUUCUACGCAUUUUUGUCCCAUGAAAAUCUAUUAAAACAUGGCAUGACUAGGCGCAGAUUAGCUGUGAACAGGUGUAUGUUUCUGAACUGUUUAGUGUACAACUUUUUAUAUACCCAUACAACAAGCAUCCCAAGUUUCUUUCAGUCCAUUUGUGACUUGCAUGUUUUCGGCGCAGUCUACUUAUCUUUACAGGGUGGCUAGGGUUGCUUGUCAGUACAUCACAUUCAAAAAACCAAACUAUAGCUUCAAUGUCAACAAACAACAAAUUAGAAACUCAGUUCUUUUCUCUCUCUUCAAUCGAAGGCGUGCGUCGCAGCUGGUGUGCACGGUUUACUGAGGCAUAUUGUCCUAAAUAGUAACUUUGCUUGAAUGUUUCCAAAGUGUGACCUUUUAUGCUUCCGAAUUCUCCGAGCAUGUAUCAUCAUGCAAAGUAAUCCAAAGGAUUAAGUUCCGGUAAGGAAGCAGGCCAUUUUUUGUGACGAUAUAAAAUAAGGUACAUUCUGACGAAACCACUUGUAUUGCUUUUGAUUGAUGAGAAACAAAUAACAUUUAAAUUUGGGUAAAGCCAACCCACUGAUGAAAAGCACUGACAUGCAACCCUCCAAUUACCUUGUAGAUUAUUAUCCAAUUUCUUUAUUUUAUUUUAAAAUUUCUCGGUGUCUGCCAGUUUCUUACGCCCUGUUGAAGUUUGCUCCUUGCAGCAACAACUGUCCAUAAAUUGAGUUUUUUGUACUUCAUUUGUACUGAAAUCAUACUUAAAAAAAGUAGAUUUAUUUCUGCUGAGUUAUUAGUUUGCUAUUACUUUAGCGUUAGCGUUAUUUUAUUUUGUUCACCCAGCGAAAGAAGGAAGCACCUGCGUAGCAAAGUUGCUAGUCAGUGCGCUAGGCUAGGCUAGGCUAGGCUAGGCUGACAAAAAUAGUACUGGAAUCCGGUAGGGAAGUUUUGCAGUGGAGAACGAAGCUUUCAGCGGAAACCGCAGCUUUUCGCCGGCUUAUAACAAGCUAUACUUCUCCUCCUAAUAGAGGCUGAUAAUGGUUUCAUUGGGAAUCACUCGGAUAUUCUAUAUUUGGAAGCAUUGUUUGCCUGGUAAACUUGUUUGUUUUACUGCCGAAUAAACUUUCAGAUGAAAAACUGUUCCGUCGGAACAGCUUUGGGAAGUUUAACUCGCUUUUCGGGUAUAAAUGAAAUUCAACUCGAAACAGUAGUGCGGUCUGGACAACGCUUUAAAAUAUGGAAUCUCCCGAAAAGGCUUCUUUUAUCCUUCAUUGCCCAGUUAUCCGUUUCAUUUUGUUUAUUUUUUUACCAAGAGAGAAAUGAUUUCAUGUGAUAUAUUAAAUUAAUGCCGGCCCCAGACCGAUAUUUACACACUCUCUGUAACAAUCUUGCGUGUGUGUGACAAAUAUAGACCGAAGGAUGACGAAUCUAUGCAAAGAAAUGUGUAAACUAAACUACAGGUGCGGUGCGUCGUCGUUAGGGGUUGAAGAGUAGAAGACGAACCUUUUUUUUUUGUUAAGUCGUCCAACUGCGCGGUCGGUGGUACUGACAUUGUGUAUUUUCAGUAAGAUAUUCAAAUUCAAUGGUAGCUACAACACUACAACACGGCCUCAUAAAGCAUCACAGUUAGAAACUAAAGAUUUCAGAACCUUUUCCGAAAGUCGGAGAUAGUCUUCGCUUUUCCGCACCCCAGAAAAAGCGGUUUGUUUUCUCAAACGUAUUGUUUAACGAGAAAAUUACUUAAUAUUUUUUUAGUUAGUUUACUAAGUAGAUGACAGGAAACAGAGAACAGAUUUAUAUUAUUUCAAACAGCAAAAGCAGCAAAGCAUAGGAAAAUUUUAUCAUUAGUUAUUUUUAAUUUUAUUUUAGUUUCCUUUUUUAAAUUUAUCCGUAGUUUUAUAUCGGUAGUUUUAUUAUAUUUUCAACAAGUAGCGAGGCGUAAAAACGUAGUAAAGAAGGAAACAACCGACAACGUGCUAAAGUCUCAAGAAUGAACGAAAUCAAUAUUUUUAUGCGUACGCUAAGAAAUCACAGAGAAAGAAAGAGUUAAGAUAGAAAACUGUAUUAUUCAUUGUAUAAAAUAAAAUAAAGAUGAAGUAAAGCGGAAAAAUCAUACAAAGCAUAAUAUUUCUUUUUUUUGUUCCACAUAAUUUUAAACGUUUAUUUUUUAUUAACUUAAUUUUAAAACAAGCUGAAUCGUACAGACGUCGAUAAGAACCGCAAAUGAAAAGGUAUUUUUAUGGGAAAAAACUAUAUAUUUUAUAAUGUUUUGUAUUCGAACGUGAAGCUAGAGUAAAUUUUUUUAGGGGGUAAACAUAAAUCGACACUUUUUGAUCUUGAUACAGGGCAAGAAUGUGUUUCGUAGUUCUGUGCUUACCCUUUCUACCCAUUUUUGACUAUGAAACCAAGAGCAAUCCUAGGAAACGAAAACAAAAAGAGAGAGGCACAACUCAUUUUGGUUGGCAUAUAUUUUCACAUUGUUUUAUAUUAAUUUUCUUCUUCAUUUGUUUGAUUUCGCCUUUUUCAUCAGUAUGCGUUAGGUAGACAACCAAUAGACACAAAUGAAACACUAUCUAUCUAAAAUGUAAGCCAACAACCAGUGACAAAUAAUAAUCCAAAGUUACACAGCAGCAAACAAAUGCGAAUGGAAAUUGUUCAGUAUCAAACACGUAUAGGAUCUAAGCAGACAAAAAAAACUUGCAUCUAUUUCACUCAAAAUCUCUUUUAAGAUUAGAACAAAACAAGCAAGACCCAGAAAGAAGCUCUAAGUAAAACGAGAAAAAACACUAAGUAAAACCAUGCAGAACUAUUUAUCGUGCAAAAGAAAAGUUUCUGUGUUAUUACAAAUUGCAAGUAAAACAAUGAAAAUUAGUAUAAAAUGAUUGGAAAUGAUGGACAAAUUGUAAAUGCCACAAAAGAGUAAGAAAAAAAUCAGAUCACAGUGUAUAUUAUGUUAUAAAAAUAAAU
Molecule: messenger RNA, 6906 nt
Organism: Sabethes cyaneus
Lineage: Eukaryota; Metazoa; Arthropoda; Insecta; Diptera; Culicidae
Gene: da
Product: protein daughterless
Exons: 12
Coding region: 258-2165 (635 amino acids)
Biological process (GO): regulation of transcription by RNA polymerase II
Cellular component (GO): transcription regulator complex
Molecular function (GO): DNA-binding transcription factor activity, RNA polymerase II-specific; protein dimerization activity; RNA polymerase II cis-regulatory region sequence-specific DNA binding
Source: RefSeq, a predicted model, not a curated record